AUGGUUCGACCAAAAUGGUGGAUUUUGUAUGCGAUACAGCGCACGAUGUCGGUUCCCGUGAUGAAGUACAAGUUGUUCCAGUACACACAAGACACGAACCCCUCUUCCUUGUUGAGAAAGUAUCUUCUGAUGACCUGGUUCUCAUGCCAAUUGACAGGUGCCGUGGCUAAGAAGAACUUAAGAUCAUCGAUUAAUCUCAAUGACGCCUCAACGGAGUUCACUGUUUGGUCUGAAGGGUUGUUUGACUUGUAUGACGAGGGCACUUCAUCUAAAACGACCUCAUUCCCCGUCUCUGCCAUGUCCAGUGAAUGUGAUUUAGUGUUGUGA
Molecule: messenger RNA, 327 nt
Organism: Ogataea philodendri
Lineage: Eukaryota; Fungi; Ascomycota; Pichiomycetes; Pichiales; Pichiaceae
Exons: 1
Coding region: 1-327 (108 amino acids)
Source: RefSeq, a predicted model, not a curated record